GCUUCAGGCCUGGGCAGAGCGAGCUUUCGGCAGCGACAGCGGCGAGUUGAGAGGCGAUCGGCGGCUCGUCCUGGUCCUGGACGGCCUGGACGAAGCCGCCAUCGCCCGCCGGCGGAUACUCGAUUGGCUACAGAAAUGGCUGCAGGCAAACGGCCACCGAUGCGUCUGCACGAUCAUCGCCUCUCGGCCGUCCGGCACCAACCAGGUGCUGGCCAGCGAUGGCAGCGCUCGCGAGCCGGCGGCAUCCGUGGUCCUCGGCCAGUUCUCCGAGACGUCGCUGCUGACCCAGGAGCCGCUGCCGGUCUCCUCCCACGUUCGGCUGCACGACGGCACUGGGCAGAGCCUGGGAGCUGGCACCGUCCUCUCCUGCGACAAGGCGCAGCUGGCGCAGCGGAGAAAGCCCGUCGGCAGAGAGCUCUUUGGCACUGGCCAGGGCUUUCUGCUUCUGAAGAAGGAGGUGAACGGCCUGGAGCCCGGGGUGCACUCCCUGAAGGGUCCGGAGACUGUCUUCUCCGCCGCGGUGUCCCUGGACGACGCCCGCCUCGCUGCCCAGAUGAUGCUGGAGCGGGCCUUCCGAACGGCCGGUGGUGAUCCGGAGGAGUUUCAUCGCGUGGUGGCGCGCCGGGCCGACGGCGAGGUCUGGGAGGACUACAAGUCCAUCAACUACAGCAGGAUGCUGGAGUGGCCCAAAGGCGCCUUUCCCUGCCGAGCCUUCCUGAAGAGAGCCGCGGCCGACGACCACAAAGUCGAAGACGUGGAAGUGAGCUUCCGUGAGACGUCGGCCGGGAUCUUCCUGGCGGGAGACUUGAAGCCAGGCCAGGCGAUCGGGUCGGGCUCAGGAGCGACGGGACACACAGAGAACUCCUGUUGCUUCCAGGUGGUCCUGGAUGCGGAGGUCCCACUCUGCCCGGCGAGUCUGGCGGAGCUCAGCUUCGCCCCGCUGGAGAUCCUGCCGCUCAGUCCUCCCGUGGCCUCGAGGAUCUCGAAGUUCGGCGAGGAGGAGCUGCGAGCGCUCCCCGAAGCGGUUUGGCAGACGCCCCUGAUGGCCAGCAUUCUGGGCACAUAUCCUCGGGGCCAGAAGGAGGAAGAGCUCGACGGCGCCACGGCAGAGCUGAUGCUGAUGGAGCACGCGGUGGAAACGCUGCUGAAGCAGGCAGAGGAGCGGACCGGCUGCAAGGAGCUGCGAGCAGAGCUGGGCCCGCUGUGCUUGGCCAAGCUCCAGGCGGGCCAGCGGCUGCUGUUGGAGUCGGACUUCACCAACCAGGUGGUCUUCCAGGAAGCGCAGCUCGGGCACUUGAGAUUCUUCGAGCCGGCUGGCCAAGCGGUGCAGCUAUACCACCUGCGAAUGCAGGAGUUCCUGGCCGCAGAGGCCCGGUUGGCGGGUGCCCAGGCGUGGGCCUGGAGAGAAGGCUUCGCCGAAGCGCAGGAGCAGCCGAUGCUGCGAGGUGCCCUCCGCUUCUGUCUGAUGAUGCAGACGGCCGACGCGGCGGAGGCAGAGAUCGCCCUUAAAGAAACAAAGUUGGUCGCCGCGGACGUGGAGGCGUUCCAAG
This is a messenger RNA of Symbiodinium necroappetens, 1550 nucleotides long. The record is from the annotation of a GenBank genome assembly. Lineage: Eukaryota; Dinophyceae; Suessiales; Symbiodiniaceae.